AUGCCAACACUGAGAAAUGGCAAUGCUUCAGUGGUCUCUUUGCGUGAGUUUGUGCUAGUGGGAUUUGAGGGUGGGCUGAAGAUCCAGGUCCUGCUCUUUGCUGUAUUCUUGACCCUCUAUAUGGUGACUGUACUGGGGAACCUCACAAUGAUCGUGGUCAUCACACUGGAUGCCCGCCUCCAUUCCCCGAUGUACUUUUUUCUUAAGAACCUCUCCUUCCUGGACCUCUGCUACUCAUCUGUCAUUGCUCCCAAGGCCCUUUCAAACUUCUUCUCAUCAACCAAAAUCAUCACCUUCGCUGGCUGUGCCACCCAACUCUUCUUCUUUGCUCUACUGGUCACCACUGAUGGUUUACUUCUGGGUGUCAUGGCCUAUGACCGCUUCAUGGCCAUCUGCAACCCCCUGCGCUACCCAGUCACCAUGUGCCCCUCAGCCUGCACCCGCCUGGUACUGGGCACUUACUGUGGAGGCUGCUUCAAUUCCAUUGUGCAGACCAGCCUCGCUCUCCGUGUGCCAUUCUGCAGCUCCAACCACAUCAACCACUACUUCUGUGACUUGCCUUCUCUGCUCCGGAUCGCCUGUGCCAACACAGCCCUCAAUGAACUGGUCAUGUUUGGCAUCUGUGGGCUGAUCAUCGUGGGUGUGACAUGUGUGGUUCUUGUCUCCUAUGGCUAUAUCACAGUGACCAUCCUGAGGAUGCGUUCAGCAGCUGGGCGCCACAAGGUCUUCUCAACAUGUGGUUCCCACAUGACUGCAGUGACUCUCUUUUUUGGGACUGUCUUUGUGAUGUAUGCCCAGCCAGGAGCCAUUGAGUCCAUGGAGCAGGGCAAGGUGGUCUCCAUCUUCUACACCCUGGUCACCCCCAUGCUCAACCCCCUCAUAUACAGUCUGCGGAACAAGGAUGUAAAGGAAGCCCUAAAGAGGCUGGGUCAGAAACAUGCAGCUACAUGA
Molecule: messenger RNA, 951 nt
Organism: Loxodonta africana (African savanna elephant)
Lineage: Eukaryota; Metazoa; Chordata; Mammalia; Proboscidea; Elephantidae
Product: olfactory receptor 9S13-like
Exons: 1
Coding region: 1-951 (316 amino acids)
Biological process (GO): G protein-coupled receptor signaling pathway
Cellular component (GO): membrane
Molecular function (GO): olfactory receptor activity; G protein-coupled receptor activity; odorant binding
Source: RefSeq, a predicted model, not a curated record